Messenger RNA from Symbiodinium sp. CCMP2592, 888 nucleotides. The record is from the annotation of a GenBank genome assembly. Lineage: Eukaryota; Dinophyceae; Suessiales; Symbiodiniaceae.
AUGGCCUUCAAUGCCGAAAUGCAGUUGGAUGUCAAUGUGAGGGAGAAGAAAUUCUUCGAAUGCCGCUGGUGGUGCACGAGAAUGGCGAGGGCGGGCAGAGCCAAUUUCGCAGAGAGUGAUGUCAACGAUAUCGUCAGUGCAAACCUUCGAGAUUUGUUUGCACUGCCGGGACGUGGAUGCAUCUUUGCGCCGGUCGACAGCCAGCAUUUUGUUCAGCAGCUGAUUGCAGAAGCCAUGCUGGGAUUGAUGGAGAACCUGCUGGCAGAGCCUGUCGAACUAAGCGAUGAUAUUUCAUCUCGGGCAGUGCAGUGCUCAAGCCAUCUUCCAUGGGUUGUGCGCGCACUGACGAAGCCUCAGCGCCAGAAGUGGGUAUCCUUGCUGGUCAGACUCCUACAGGGUCAGAGGUCCUACCAUUACCAAAAGACCGUGAUGGAGCACCUGGAGCUCCUAUGGAGGGCUGAUGACGAUCCCCGACGAAGCUACACAGAAGCAGAUCAGCAGCUACUGACUUUAUCACGACGUUCCAGCGACCACGUCACGAUGCCCAGUUUCACGGACAAGGAGAUAGAGGUCGAAACGGCGUCAUCCUUGCGCAAGGAGGUCGGCACGCUGUUGGCACAGCUCGCCUCGCUGCAAGAAGCUCUCUUCAAAUCAGAGGUGCCUUCGAGGCAGCUUGAACUGAGCAAGAAGAAUCUGGCCGCAGUUGAGGAAGCCGCCACUUUCCUCAGUGACCAGCCUCUCGACUGCAAGCAGGGUCGGCAUGCGAAGGAACCUCCAAACAUCCAGCUGCACGACAGAGCCGCCAACACCUGCAGGCUUGCGAAUAUCGCCGACCUUUUCGACUCUCUGCGCCGCGCAGAGGCCGGCAUUUCUUUUCCUGGGCGCUGA